AGCAUGGGCGGCCCGAUGCAGAGGGUGACGCCUCCGCGGGGCAUGGCUGGCAUUGGCCCCCAGGGCUAUGGCGGUGGCAUGCGGCCUCCGCCCAGCUCCCUUGCCGGCCCGGGUCUGCCUGCCAUGAACAUGGGUCCCGGAGUUCGCGGCCCGUGGGCCAGCCCCAGUGGCAACUCGAUGCCCUACCCGUCGUCGUCCCCUGGCAGCUACACGGUGAGUGGCGCGGCGACCGCAG
Carlito syrichta (Philippine tarsier) is the source of this 235-nucleotide messenger RNA. Its product is annotated as single-stranded DNA-binding protein 4-like. Gene Ontology annotation, biological process: positive regulation of transcription by RNA polymerase II. Gene Ontology annotation, cellular component: nucleus. The annotation marks the transcript as partial. The transcript is spliced from 4 exons. The record is from RefSeq and is a predicted model, not a curated record. Lineage: Eukaryota; Metazoa; Chordata; Mammalia; Primates; Tarsiidae.